CUGCCCGCGCGACGCGCCCAGUUCCAAGGUUUUUAACAGCGGUAGUAUCAACGGACAUGACAAAGUUCCCAAAUCCAGGACUACUGAGGUUGUGGAGAGAUGGACUGAGGGUUGUGUCAGUGUGUGUGUGAGUGACGCGUAAUUCAGAGUGCAAAGACACAGAGACGUGACAGUCCCGCGUCCCAUUGUGAGUCCACUGUCUGCGGGGGGAACACACAGCUAUAACGGGUACCUCCCCAACAUUCCCAACCAACGCAGCUCUGAGACCACUGUCUGUGAGGGGAACACACAGCCGUAACGGGUACCUCCCCAACAUUCCCAACCAACGCAGCUCUGAGACCAGUCUGCAGGGGGGAACACACAGCCGUAACGGGUACCUCCCCAACAUUCCCAACCAACGCAGCUCUGAGACCAGUCUGCAGGGGGAACACACAGCCAUAACGGGUACCUCCCCAACAUUCCCAACCAACGCAGCUCUGAGACCAGUCUGCAGGGGGGAACACACAGCCGUAACGGGUACCUCCCCAACAUUCCCAACCAACGCAUCUCUGAGACUAGUCUGCAGGGGGGAACACACAGCCAUAACGGGUACCUCCCCAACAUUCCCAACCAACGCGGCUACACAUACGCGUCCCUCUAUUGAUUUAAAUGUGUUGACAGUUGGAGAAAUAGCUUGAGCCGCAUUGAGAAUUAGAAAAGUAUGAAAGCCAAUGGUCCAAUAUUCUAGAAUACUGCUGUGCGGGGACAUUUUGGACUCUGAUAGACGUGUGUUUGUAAGAGGUUGAGUAACCCGCGGUAACAGACAUGCCCAAACCUGAUCUACUCUGUUUGGUUCAACUACUGGACAACACUAUCCAGACCUUUACAGUCAACAAGCAGGAUGCAGGUGAGGUUUUACUGGAGCAGGUGUGUAACCAGCUGGGUCUGCUGGAGAGACACUUCUUCAGUCUGCAGCUACGAGACUCCAACACCACCAUCGUCACUCAAACACACUCUCCUAGGUGGCUGGAGGCCAACAAACCACUGAAGAAGCAGCUGAAAGGAGUUGUCUCUCCAUUCUACCUGACCCUCCGAGUCCGAUUCUUCAUCUCAGAUCCCAACUCUCUACAGCAUGACCAGACCAGACAUAUGUACUUCCUCCAGAUCAGGAGUGACAUCAGAGAGGGCAGGUUGAAGUGUCCUCUGAGUGCAGCUGUAGUACUGGCCUCCUAUGCUGUGCAGUCUGAGCUAGGUGACUACUCCCCAGACCUUCUCCCUGGUUACCUGUCCAAAAGCCACUUCCUCCCGGAGCAGGAUGAUGACUUCCUGUCUAGAGUGGAGGCUCUGUACCCAGGGCACAGGGGGCUGAAGCAGAGUGAGGCAGAGCUGUGUUUUCUCAACACAGCAAGAACUCUGGAGAUGUAUGGAGUGGAGCUCCACACUGCCAUGGACUCUGACAGUUCCCCUCUAUUGGUGGGAUUGGCCUCAGGGGGCGUGGCUAUCUUCUGUAACAUGAUUUGCUCCAGUUUCUUCCCCUGGGUGAACAUCAUCAAGAUAUCCUUCAAGAGGAAACGCUUCCUUAUGCAGCUCAGACGCAAACAUGGGGAGACGCAGGACUGUGUGGUGAGCCUGGUCCUGCCGUGCCCCAGGGCCUGUAAGAACCUGUGGAGGUCAUGUGUGGACCAUCACUGCUUCUUCCACACCAACCUGGCAACCCGUAGCCCACACCACACCAACCUGGCAACCCAGAUACACAACAAGCUGCUCUCACAACACUGGGCCUUGGGCAACACUAAAACAGACAGUGGUGCAGUGUGUAAGAAAGUGAUGGGUGGGAUGGAGUGGAACCCAGCUCUGAGGGGAUCCACCUCGUCAGAACACCUGGAGACCAAGAGCCUACCCUCCCGAUCCCCCCCGCUCACACCCAACUGGCGGAGUCCUCGUGUGCGUCAUGGCGCCCGUAAACCCCGCCCCUCCUCAGUGGAGCUGAAUAAUGACCUGCGCGACAUGUCGGAGGGGGAGGAUGUCUUUUACACCUACAGGGUCUCCCUCAGCAGCAGCAGGGGCAGCCAGGAGGGCACGCCUACACACAGUGUUUCUGGCACUCACAGCCAAGGAGGUGGAUGGUCGCAGGUUGAUGACAUCAGCACAGGAGACGAAGACAUUAAAGCUACCUCUCACUACCGGGACAAGCGUGCUCUUGGUGAUGGCGACCUGCUAUUGGUGCGUCUCGCUCCUGAUCAUGAUGGAAAGUUUGGUUUCAAUGUCAAAGGUGGCGUGGACCAGAAGAUGUCCCUGGCCAUAUCCCAGGUCAACCCUGACUCCCCUGCGGGGCGGGUUGAGCCAAGGUUGUUGGAAGGUGACCAGGUCGUGCUGAUCAACGGUCGCGACAUCUCUGAACACACGCAUGACCAGGUGGUCAUGUUUAUAAGAGCCAGCAGAGAGUCCCACUCCAGAGAACUGGCUCUGCUUAUACGACGCAAAGGUCCAGGGCGUGUGGCCCCCCUGCUGCAGUUUCCCUCUGCCCUGUCUCUGACUGGCCAAUCAAACAGUGAUCCACUGCUUCUGCCUGGCCAAUCAGAACAAGGCCAGACACUUGAAGAGUCCAUGAAACAACUGGAGAGGGGAAUCCAGACAGGCACUCUCACCUUCCACUUCGAGAAUCUGUACAUGAGGAAGCCUGGCCUGUCAGUAGCCUGCGCUCGUCUCCCUGAGAACACAGACAAGAACAGAUACAAGGACGUGCUGCCCUAUGACGUCUCCAGAGUGGUACUUCAGGACCAAGAGGACUACAUCAAUGCAAGCCACAUCACGGUGAUGCCCCCAGGGUCUGGUGUGUGUCUGCGCUACAUUGCAGCUCAAGGGCCGCUGCCUCAGACCUGCACUCACUUCUGGCAGAGUGUGUGGGAGCAACACACACACACCAUCAUCAUGCUCACCACACUCACCGAGAGAGGACGGACUAAGUGCCACCAGUACUGGCCACACCCUCCUGAAGUGAGGGAUUAUGGGUACCUGAGGGUCAGCUGCCACUCUGAGGAAUGCAACCUGGCCUACGUCACACGCCAGUUCACCCUCACACACACACAGCUGGGAGAGGAGCGUUCAGUGACCCACCUGCAGUAUGUAGCAUGGCCAGACCAUGGUGUACCUGAUGACCCCUCAGACUUCCUGCUGUUCAUCACCUCUGUUAGAGAGAGGAGGACAGGAGACACACCACUUAUGGUGCACUGCAGCGCAGGGAUUGGGCGUACAGGUGUUCUCAUUACCAUGGAGACGGCGUUGUCGCUGUUGGAGAAUGGUCAACCUGUGCUCCCUCUGGACAUCAUCAGGACGCUCCGAGACCAGAGGGCCAUGAUGAUCCAGACCACGUGUCAGUUCCGGUUUAUGUGUGAGGCCAUCCUGCGUGUCUACAGAGAGAGAGAGGAGACCAUUCUGCAGCACUGCUAAUGGACCAUUAACAGGAGGAUGGGGGGACAGCUAUCCACAAUGCUAAGCUAACAGGAGAAGAGUACUGCUAGCCCCAGCGCUAGGCUAACAGGAGAAGAGGACCGCUAGGCUGUAGCCUUAGAGAGCCAUAGCACUCCACUAGCCUUAGUGCUCGGCAAUGGCUUGCCUUUUGUUGCUACAGCACAUAACGAGCCAUAGUGUCGAAUGUGCUCAGCUAGUCCUAUCCUUAUGUUAGCCAUAGAGCACCGCUAGCAGGAAGGACCAUGUAAUGCAAAGGUCUUUUUUUUGUUUUUUGUAAUUCUCUGGGACCAAAGUGCUACUGUAUGAGUGACUGAAGACUGUAUCUCAGUUCCUCCUGAGUGGAGGCUAUAUAGUCUUCCUAAUGGUGGCCCUCGGCUAGUUCCUCCUGAGUGGAGGCUAUAUAGCCUUCCUAAUGGUGGCCCUCGGCUAGUUCCUCCUGAGUGGAGGCUAUAUAGCCUUCCUAAUGGUGGCCCUCGGCUAGUUCCUCCUGAGUGGAGGCUAUAUAGCCUUCCUAAUGGUGGCCCUCGGCUAGUUCCUCCUGAGUGGAGGCUAUAUAGCCUUCCUAAUAGUGGCCCUCGGCUAGUUCCUCCUGAGUGGAGGCUAUAUAGCCUUCCUAAUUGUGGCCCUCGGCUAGUUCCUCCUGAGUGGAGGCUAUAUAGCCUUCCUAAUGGUGGCCCUCGGCUAGUUCCUCCUGAGUGGAGGCUAUAUAGCCUUCCUAAUGGUGGCCCUCAGCUAGUUCCUCCUGAGUAGAGGCUAUAUAGCCUUCCUAAUGGUGGCCCUCGGCUAGUUCCUCCUGAGUGGAGGCUAUAUAGCCUUCCUAAUGGUGGCCCUCGGCUAGUUCCUCCUGAGUGGCGGCUAUAUAGCCUUCCUAAUGGUGGCCCUCGGCUAGUUCCUCCUGAGUGGAGGCUAUAUAGCCUUCCUAAUGGUGGCCCUCGGCUAGUUCCUCCUGAGUGGAGGCUAUAUAGCCUUCCUAAUGGUGGCCCUCGGCUAGUUCCUCCUGAGUGGAGGCUAUAUAGUCUUCCUAAUGGUGGCCCUCGGCUAGUUCCUCCUGAGUGGAGGCUAUAUAGCCUUCCUAAUGGUGGCCCUCGGCUAGUUCCUCCUGAGUGGCGGCUAUAUAGCCUUCCUAAUGGUGGCCCUCGGCUAGUUCCUCCUGAGUGGAGGCUAUAUAGCCUUCCUAAUGGUGGCCCUCGGCUAGUUCCUCCUGAGUGGAGGCUAUAUAGCCUUCCUAAUGGUGGCCCUCGGCUAGUUCCUCCUGAGUGGAGGCUAUAUAGCCUUCCUAAUGGUGGCCCUCGGCUAGUUCCUCCUGAGUGGAGGCUAUAUAGCCUUCCUAAUGGUGGCCCUCGGCUAGUUCCUCCUGAGUGGAGGCUAUAUAGCCUUCCUAAUGGUGGCCCUCGGCUAGUUCCUCCUGAGUGGAGGCUAUAUAGCCUUCCUAAUGGUGGCCCUCGGCUAGUUCCUCCUGAGUGGAGGCUAUAUAGUCUUCCUAAUGGUGGCCCUCGGCUAGUUCCUCCUGAGUGGAGGCUAUAUAGCUUUACUAAUAGUGGCCCUCGGCUAGUUCCUCCUGAGUGGAGACUAUAUAGCCUUCCUAAUGGUGGCCCUCGGCUAGUUCCUCCUGAGUGGAGGCUAUAUAGCUUUACUAAUAGUGGCCCUCGGCUAGUUCCUCCUGAGUGGAGGCUAUAUAGCUUUACUAAUAGUGGCCCUUGGCUAGUUCCUCCUGAGUGGAGGCUAUAUAGCCUUCCUAAUGGUGGCCCUCGGCUAGUUCCUCCUGAGUGGAGGCUAUAGAACUAGGCCUUUUCUAGACUAGAGAAAUUGACUCGUCUGUCUGUAUUGUUGGGAGAGUGUUGAGGCUUUCGGUGGAUUCACAGUAGAGAUGAACACUGCCAGAGCCACCACAUACUACACCCGCUCCCACCUUCCCUAAAUUAUUGACACACUGAAUAAACACACUGACAUCUA
This is a messenger RNA of Oncorhynchus masou masou (cherry salmon), 5403 nucleotides long. Its product is annotated as tyrosine-protein phosphatase non-receptor type 3-like. Gene Ontology annotation, cellular component: cytoplasm; cytoskeleton; cytoplasmic side of plasma membrane. The transcript has 26 exons. The record is from RefSeq and is a predicted model, not a curated record. Gene Ontology annotation, molecular function: protein binding; protein tyrosine phosphatase activity. The coding region runs from base 805 to 3429 and encodes 874 amino acids. Gene Ontology annotation, biological process: protein dephosphorylation. Lineage: Eukaryota; Metazoa; Chordata; Actinopteri; Salmoniformes; Salmonidae.